AUGGCGCUGAAUCGGUAUGCAUUGGCCGCCGGAACUCGGCCCAUGGAAGCUUCUAUUUUACGGCGUAGUCAACCGACAUAUACAAUUAAUGUUCUCAUGAGCACUGCGAAGCAAGGAAGCAAUGUAGUAGGAAGGAAAGAUGUACCAGAAAAAAUUGGAUUUUUUACGAAACUGAAAUGUCGUUUUCAAGGAAUCCCGCUGAAGGAUGAGACGCAUGCUCCGAUAUCCUUUAUGAGGGAUAUCGGGAAACAGUAUAUUCCCCCACCUCUACCAGAGAUACCAAAAGAUUUCAAGGAAUAUCCGGAACGUGAUUUGGUGAAUUAUCCAUAUCCUGUGAAGCGUAUGUAUCCGCCGAAAUUGCGACUUCUGAUCGUGCCAGACAAAUUUAUGAAUGAUUUCCAUAAAUACACCGGGACAUCUGGGCCAUAUGUAUUCUUCGCGAUGCUUUAUGCAUUUCUGCAUACGAAGGGGCUAUUUGAGAUUGCCCACGAUAGAAUGAAGAUCUUGGUCCUCCUCUUCUACUAUUACAUAUUCUCCAGGGCCUUCAACUAUCGAUGGGACAAAUAUUUCUAUGAAAAUUGUAAAGAAGUGGAAAAGAAAUACCUGGAUAUCAUCGACAAUAACUUCAAAGCAGUUCGAGAAGUUCAGGAGACAUCAAAAGCUGAAAGAAGUGCUUAUGCAGCUGUGAAGGAGUACUAUCCAGCAAUCUUUAAAGAGAAUUUGGCCCUUCAAUUAGAGUCAACUUAUCGAAAAAACGUGGAGAGAUUGACUACUGAGAUGAAACGUCGCCUUGAUUAUUUACAAGAAACGGAAGCUGUAAAAUAUAGUUUCGCUCGUGACCACAUGUUAAAAUGGAUCAUCAAAUCGGUCCAAUCAGAGAUAAUGGAUAAUAAAGAGAACAUUAAGGAAAAAUAUAUGGAUACCUGUAUCGAACAGCUCAAGGGGCUUUCUUUACAACGAUAA
This is a messenger RNA of Brugia malayi, 963 nucleotides long. RefSeq names its product ATP synthase B chain, mitochondrial precursor, putative (gene Bma-asb-1). Lineage: Eukaryota; Metazoa; Nematoda; Chromadorea; Rhabditida; Onchocercidae. Gene Ontology annotation, molecular function: proton transmembrane transporter activity. The transcript has 8 exons. The record is from RefSeq and is a predicted model, not a curated record. Gene Ontology annotation, biological process: proton motive force-driven ATP synthesis. The coding region runs from base 1 to 963 and encodes 320 amino acids.